Messenger RNA from Mercenaria mercenaria, 828 nucleotides. RefSeq lists its product as uncharacterized. The record is from RefSeq and is a predicted model, not a curated record. The transcript has 5 exons. The coding region runs from base 28 to 828 and encodes 266 amino acids. NCBI's taxonomy places the organism in Eukaryota, Metazoa, Mollusca, Bivalvia, Venerida, Veneridae.
CACAGUUUCAGCACAUUGUGUAUUAUUAUGCAUUUUCUUUUUGUAGACACUGGCGUCAGCAGAUUUCUUGUUUCGUUUGUUCUACAACCUAAAACAGAAAACAUUGACCUUAUUCUUCAACGAAUAAACAUUUAUGUCGACGUGAAAACACCAAUUGAAGUGUUUGGAUUGCCCAUGCAUAUGGAACCUAAUUCUUUCAAGACGAGCAUGACUGUAUGGGAUGGGAUCAAAACAGUUGUACGCUUUGAACUAAUGAUGAAGUAUGGGUCGUUGGAAGAGCGAGGCACAUUAGAAGGCGAAAACCAAAUUGCUGAAUUUUUACAUGAACAGUUUCAGAUUUCUCUUCGAGAUAUAUAUGAUAUUACUUUCAUGGAAACGGAACAGGGGAAUACUGCUGUCGAGUUUUCGUUACCGCCAAUAAUGACAAAACAAAAACAGACAUUGUUAACGAAUAUGGAGUUUUUCUUUGGCGGCUCGUGUGAGGAUACAUGCAAACUGCAGGGUAAUACGGACACAGUGGAUGAAUGUAAAUCCUGCGGUUAUGUCAGCGUUUUCGGAACAAAUGUAUACACAGACCAUCAGUCAUUCCAGUCUAGAACAGAAACAUGGACAGGAAACGAAAGGAGAUUCGCCAUGAUGGAAAUUGAAAGCGAUGUGUGUCCGGAUCACCAGGAAAUUUGCACAAGCGGUCAGAGUGGAUCCAAGUGCGUUGGAAUUGGAAGAUGCGAACCAAACUUUUACAAGAUCAACAUUCGUAAGUUAAAAUUAAUUUGUACAUGCUUAAUUGGACAGAGCCGUACUAAGCCGCAUGUCCCAUUAUAUAUUUAA